Molecule: messenger RNA, 663 nt
Organism: Prorocentrum cordatum
Lineage: Eukaryota; Dinophyceae; Prorocentrales; Prorocentraceae
Source: the annotation of a GenBank genome assembly
AUGCCGCAGGCAAAGACUGCGGAGGCAUGGCACGAGCCGUUGAAGCCGGACCUGGUCUCGGGGCAGAAGUGGGUCCACGAGGGCCAGGCGCGCCACCGUGAACAGCGGGCGCAGGGCGACGAGGCGCAGGGCGGGAAGUGGGGCGAGCGGCGGGGCGAGGCGCAGGACGAGCGGGACGAGCAGUGGGGCGAGGCGCAGGGCGAGAAGUGGGACGAGCAGCAGGCGAGGCGCAGGACGAGAAGUGGGACGAGCAGUGGGGCGCAGCAGGCCGAGAAGCAGAAAUGGCCCGCGGACGAGAAGGAGCAGCGGCUCAGCUGGAGGUGGGGCGAGGAGCAUCAGGCGCAGAGGCAGAAAUGGCCCGCGGACGGAUUGAAGCGGGAUCAGCAGUGGCUCCGCUCGGGGAGGGAUCGAGAGCAGCAGGCGCAGGGGUCCGUGCACAAGGCCCAGUACUACGCCUGCGACGCAGAAGCAAGCAUAUGGCAAGCCAGGCCGCCAACUUUGAAUGCGUUCGAGUGGCAGCGCCGGCGUCAGGAGCAGAAGAGGCAGAGGCAGCAGCGCGGUGGCAGGUUCAAGGAUUGGCAACAUGCCAAGCAUGCCGCGGACAGACAAGGAUGGCUGGCUCAGUUCUUGACAGAGAUCCCCGACCCGCGGAGGCGCAUCUAG